AUGAAAUCUACUACUACUUGUAAGAGAAUUAAUCGUCGUUGGAUUGAUCUAUGUGUAAUCUUUUUACCAUCAAAGUUUUCAAAAAUACCUUCUGUACAUAUUCCAAUUAUGCUAGAGCUACACAAAUAUGUGACUUUAUUUCCCGUUAUCUGUUCAGUCGAUCCAGAAACUGGUCUAGAGUGUGUAGUGGAAGGAAAUCGUAAAAAACUAUUGAAAUAUUUUCUAUAUAAAAAAAUCGGACUCUUUAUAUGGAAUGAUGAUAUUGUGAAUGAUGAAGAUUUAGCCAGUGACGUUUCUACAACACAAGUAAUGCUUGACAAAGAGUUCUCAAAAUUGGAUGAUGAAUGUGUUUAUUAUAAUAUGCAAAUCCUAAGAUCUCAGGCAAUCAAAUUAAAACAAAAGUACCAAUCAAAAAAUGACUCGGCGAAUCGUGAGGGUUUCCUUAAAACAAAAGAAAAGUUUAUUAUUAAAGCAACUGUAGUUAUGUUUAUAGCUUAUUUUACACUUUUUAUUUUGACAAGUCUUUCUCAGUUGAACUUUGAAUCGGACAACAAUAGUAUUGAGAACAAUGAUACUUCUGUUGAUAAAUUAUAUGAUUUGGUUUUUGGUAAACAAUAUUUUGGUCAUAAUCAUAAUAAUAAUCAUGUUUCUUAUAGAGGAUCUUCAGAAUAUGUUGAAGUUUGGCAAAUGUCAAAUAAUAGAUUUUUAUUUGAUAUUAUAAAUGCAAAUUAUGCUAAUUACGAAGGAUUUGAGGUUAUUUUGCAUUAUGGUAAUGAGACAUCGAUCAAGAAAAAUGUCUAUAUGAUUGAUGAGAAUCAAUAUUACUUCGACCUUGAUUAUAAGGAAAUUGUUGGGAUUAAUGAAGAUUUAUUGAUUGAAAUCAUCGAUAAAAAUGGUACCAUCAUGAAGGCAUUCAGUUAUUUUCCAAUAAAUAUAGCUCACGAAGAAGAGAAAGAAGUGUUCACAACCAAUGAUAAUUAUGAAGAUUAUGGCGAAUUUUUGAAAAAUGAAUAUUUUGGAUUUAUUGACAAAGAUGGUAGUGACAGUCUUGCUAUUGAUACAAUUUAUAAACGAAUGAAUCAGGUCGUGAAUCGAGCAGUUGAGGAAUAUCACGUAGUGGCGAAACAUGUUAAAGAAAUUGUUAACAAGAUUGCUGAGGUAUCUCAAGAAACUUUUAAUUAUGUUUUUGAAGCAAUUUCUCACUGGUUACCAAUCAUUUAUGAAAAUGUUAAAAGUUUUGUGGAGGUGGAUGAGAAAAUAGAUGACGAUAAAGCAAUCAUUCAUGAAAAUGUUGAAAGUUUUAUGGAGGAGAAGAUAGAUGACGAUGAAGAUGAAGUAUGGGCGAUUUAUUGUGAAGGGUGA
Entrophospora sp. SA101 is the source of this 1362-nucleotide messenger RNA. Lineage: Eukaryota; Fungi; Glomeromycota; Glomeromycetes; Entrophosporales; Entrophosporaceae. The record is from the annotation of a GenBank genome assembly.